Messenger RNA from Macrosiphum euphorbiae (potato aphid), 1455 nucleotides. The record is from the annotation of a GenBank genome assembly. NCBI's taxonomy places the organism in Eukaryota, Metazoa, Arthropoda, Insecta, Hemiptera, Aphididae.
AUGCUCGUGGAAAUGAGACCCGUUGAGUCCAGCGAGAACAUAACGAUCAUGGACGAGAUCGACGAGCUGUUAGGCACCCGGAGGAGUUACGGCUGGAACUCGGGUUCGCGGCCAUCGAUGAUCAGUGCCAAGUACCGGCUGAAGGAAGAGCGGCGCAAGGUGCUCAAGAUAUCCGUGAAUAAGAUGAAGAAGAUCGACGACGCCGAGAGUUCGUUGUGCCGGUCCGUGUUGAUCAACAACACGGUGAAGAGGCUGCAGGCCGAGACCAGGGACGACCGGACCACGGGACGGACGUCGCCCGCCUCGCCGCCCUCGCCGACGUCCGCAGGUUACGGUUACCACAGUCCUCAGCAGUCGCAACCCUGCGGCGGCCAGGGCGGUAACCCGCAGCUCGUGGACAUCACCAACCUCAGGGAAUCGUCCUGCACCAACGGCACCGGCGGCGUUGGAGUUGGCGGUAACGCGGUCACGGUCGGCAAGACCCUGGCCAACAACAACAACAACAAUAUAAGCAGCAACAACAACAAUAAACCGCUGACGGAAGCUCAGUCGUUAAUGUUGGCGGCCGACCACCACCACCACCAUCACCACCUACUACACCACCACCACUUACAACACCACCACCACAACAACAACCACCAUCACCACCACCACCAUCAACAACUACAACAGCAACAACACCACCAUCACCUACACCACCACCACCACCAGCAGCAGCAGCAGCAGUCGUCGUCUGCGACCGCGCCCUGUGGACCGUUACCGUACGGGUACGAUGACGAAGUGGACGACGAAGAUGUUGACGACGAAGAAGUGGACGACGACGACGUGGAUGACGACACGAUCGCAUCCAUAAUGAUGCAUCUGCCGUCGUCAUCACCCCGUGGCAAGCGGAAGCGGUGCGUGGACGAACCACUCGACGAUCUGCUUUCGCAGUUCAUCAACAACAACCAGCGCGAGGACGAGGAUGUAAACGUGGUCGACCUGGACCUGCACGAGUAUCCGGCAGCCAAAAGACUGAGAACGGACGAGGCAGCCGCCGCAGCGGCCGCAGCAGCGGUGGCCGCCGUCGUGGCGGGCACCACCCCGUCAGCAGCAGACGCCGCGCCGUUGGCCACCGACCUGUGUUCGCCCGACUGUUGGUCGCUGAUGGACGCGUGUUGCGACGACUCUCUCGACCUGUACGGCGGCCAGGUGCCGGCGGCGGUCGAACACCAGGACGUGCUGCUGCAGCCCACCUCCGUCACCGCCACGUCGGUGGACUGCUGUUCGUCGCUGUCGCUGCCUCCGCCGCCCCCGUCACUCGACGAACAGCAUCAGCAUUACGGCGUGGGCGCGUCGUCGUCGUCGGCCACCGGGUCCACGUCGCCGACGAACCUGUCCUGCGGACAGGCGUCCAUGUUCAGCGAGAUGCAGUCGGCAAUGUUCCGCAACCUGAUCGCCUCGCUCGAGUCUUAA